Molecule: messenger RNA, 2298 nt
Organism: Salarias fasciatus (jewelled blenny)
Lineage: Eukaryota; Metazoa; Chordata; Actinopteri; Blenniiformes; Blenniidae
Gene: tbx6
Product: T-box transcription factor 6
Exons: 8
Coding region: 1-2298 (765 amino acids)
Biological process (GO): cell fate specification; morphogenesis of embryonic epithelium; somitogenesis
Cellular component (GO): chromatin; nucleus
Molecular function (GO): DNA-binding transcription factor activity, RNA polymerase II-specific; RNA polymerase II cis-regulatory region sequence-specific DNA binding
Source: RefSeq, a predicted model, not a curated record
AUGCUGAGUGUUGAGAUGUUCCCCAGUUUGAGUCUGGCGCCACAAAGGAUUGGAGAGCACUUUUACAGAGACCGGGAGGCCGCUGCCCACAUAUCGCUGUUCCCUCCAACCUGUGAUGUGGCGGCUAAAGCUCUGCCGCUGAGGAUGCUGGGACCUCCUCCUGCGCCCGGCGAUCCGGCCUCCAAACCUCAACGCGACGAGGUGAAGAUGGAGCUGGAGAAUGCGUCUUUGUGGAAGCAGUUCAGCUCAGUGGGCACAGAGAUGAUCAUUACAAAGAAGGGCAGACGGAUGUUUCCUGGGCUGAAGCUGAAGCUCUCAGGCAUGAAUCAGUCCCUCCGCUACAUCCUCCUCCUGGACAUCGUUCCGGUGGAUAACUCCCGCUACCGUUUCCAAGGCGGCGGCUGGCAGGCGGUUGGCAGCGCCGAGGCGAGGCUGCCGGACCGAGUGUUCAUACACCCGGACUCACCUGCCACAGGUGCACACUGGCAGAGCCGCACCAUCUCCUUCCACUGCGCCAAGCUCACCAACAACACACUGGACACACAGGGACAUAUCAUCCUGCACUCGCUGCAUCGCUACCAGCCCAGAGUCCAUGUGAUCGAGGCCAGAGAUGUGCUGAGGUGGGGGGGGGGACAGCACUCCUUUGUCUUUCCCGAAACCCAGUUUAUCACCGUCACUGCCUACCAGAACAACAAGAUCACUGAGCUCAAGAUCAACUCCAACCCUUUUGCUAAAGGUUUUCGAGAAAAUGGCAUGAACAGCAAAAGACAAAGAGACGCGAGACAGAAGCGUAAAAUGGACGUCUUGACUGAAACCUUGGACAUUGUGAACUGUGAUCCAUGCAAUCCUCCUGAGCUGCCAUCGCAACCCACCGCCGCCGAGCUGCAGGCCCUCGCCCUGGCCCCCCUGCCCCCGCUGCCCGACCCCCCCUGUGGCUUCAGACCAGAGGAGGCCACCUUUCAGCACACAAUGGUUUCAGAGCAGCAGCUCGACCUCGGCCAGACUUUUAUGGCAUCGCAGAUGUCUGAUAUUGACAUUGCGAUGGCCAGAGGGUUGCAGGACGCGGCAGGAAGCGAGGUGGCAAACAGCGUGAAUAAAAGCUCGGGCACAGUGGUUGGAUCAACUUUCACCAACGCCUCCUUCCCUGAUGUUCAAGCGAUCACCUCUUCUUUUCCUUCAGCAGAUCUUCCUCAGUCUUCCUCCUCUUUCUCCUCCCUUCCCUCUGUCCCUGGAGCAUCCGAUUCGUCGGAUCCUCAGGCCUCCAUUCCUCCAAUCGAUUACCCCUCCCUCCUCUCGUCUCCCGCCCUGCUCUCCGCCACCUCCACCAGCACGCCGGCGCUGCAGCAGACCUCCUUCACCUUCCCCACCCCACCUCAUUCCAACUCCUCUUCACCGCAGGCGCUUCUCGCGCCGUCCUCCUCCAACACCUACCACGCCAUGUCCGAGACGAUCGGCCCCGGAGCGUCGACUGAUGUCUCUUUCCAUCGCCAGACCUCCACAUGCCAGUCAGACCUCCAGAUGUCUGCACCCGUUCUGCUCGCCCAGCCCGACCAGCAGCUCCAGGGUGAACUCCCCAGCGGUGACAGCAGUUCCCCCAAUGACCAAAGCUCAGCAGCGUUUGCCUAUCCAGACAUCCUGCCUGGAAAUCCUGAGCCUGCCCCGCUCCCGACUCAACCUGUCCCCACUCAAAGCCAACCUCCGCCUUCAGGUCUUCAGUGUUCCUUACCUUCUCAUGGCUCCUCGCCAUCUUUUACCUUCCCUCCGCACAUGCAAAACCUCUCUUUUUCAAACGUGUCUCACAACCCCGUCCACGCUGCUCUGCACCUCCCAAAUCUAGGCCACCAAGCAUUUGCUCCUCCGUCUUUUACACAUCCCUCGCCCUCCCUUUCUCACCCUCCUUUCCAGCCCUCGUCUUGCUUGGCCGUUUCCUCCUCGUUGCAGCAUUCUGUCACUGCCGCCGGGCCGUUGCCAAACCUGCCCAACCCCCCUCCGUCCUGCCCCCCCACAUCCUCCUACCCUCCAGUCGAACUGGGCGCCAUUCCCCAGUUCAACCCAGCUCCGCCGUAUCACCCGGAGAUGGUGCUGCACCGGCCAUCUCUUCUGCCUCAGCUGGAUCCGGCGCUUCCAUCCUCCACCCCUCCUCCGGCCCUUUACCCCGCCUUCCCCUCCUACCCCCUCCGGCUCCGUCAGGACCCCCACCCAUCCCUCCCCGUGCCGUUCAGGCACCUGUACAGACAGCACCAGCACGGCCGCUCCCAGGGGCCGUACCUGGACGUGGGCGCAAGGGCUGUUUUUUGA